Morone saxatilis (striped sea-bass) is the source of this 617-nucleotide messenger RNA. Its product is annotated as troponin T, cardiac muscle-like. The coding region runs from base 171 to 617 and encodes 148 amino acids. NCBI's taxonomy places the organism in Eukaryota, Metazoa, Chordata, Actinopteri, Moronidae. The transcript has 9 exons. Gene Ontology annotation, cellular component: troponin complex. Gene Ontology annotation, biological process: regulation of muscle contraction; slow-twitch skeletal muscle fiber contraction; sarcomere organization. The record is from RefSeq and is a predicted model, not a curated record. Gene Ontology annotation, molecular function: tropomyosin binding; troponin T binding.
UGAUGGAGAUGCCCCUAAAUUGUACACAGUGGAAUGUGGAAGUUUCCCAAUUCAUCAAAACAUUUCAAGAAUUCUUGAAAUGAACCACUACCUUUAUUUCAUGUUUUUUUAAUCGUGUGAAUAUUUCAUUGCAUUACUUCUGUCCUAAUCGGUUUCUCUUUAUUGCAGCCAUGUCAGAUGUAGAAGAGGAGUACGAGGAGCAGGCAGAGGAGGCUGAAGAGGAGCAGGAGGGAGAGCCUGAGCCAGAGGCCGAGCUUGAGGAGGAGGAGGAGGAGACUGAGCAGGCAGAGGAGGAUGGAGGAGAGCAACAAGAGUACCAAGAUCAAGAUGCCCAGGAGGAAGAGGAGGAGCGCCCCAAACCCAAACCUAUGGUGCCUCAACUUGCCCCUCCAAAGAUUCCUGAGGGGGAUAGGGUGGAUUUUGACGACAUCCACAGAAAGCGUAUGGAGAAGGAUUUACUCGAGCUCCAUACUCUGAUUGAUGCCCACUUCGAGCAGAGGAAGAAGGAUGAGGAGGAGCUUAUUGGCCUCAAGGACCGAAUUGUGAGUUCAGUUAAAACUGGGAGUUGCCAGAGAUAUGAAGAAUUAACAGUGGGGAUGGAGAUGAUGAGCAAUUAG